UACCAUUAUUUCUCACUUACGAAUAACCUCUCUGCCUCCCUUCUCUUUCUCUCUGAUCUUCCUCUCUCCAGAACUCCAUUGUUGAGACAUCAACCCCUCUUUAUCUCUCCUUCAUUUGAAAUCUGCUCUAACCAUCCUAUCCCUAUUUGUCUAUUUUCUCGGAAAAAUCAAGCUCGAUAUGUGAAACAUGGCACAAAGAGGUAAAAUCGUAGAUUCCGCUGUCACGUCUCGAAGCAGUAAAACUCGGGUUUUCAGUGCGUCGCCAUUUCUGCAAAUUAGUUCUUCGUCAUCAAAUCGUAUGUUUAUUGCAGCAGAUAAGAAAGCUGAUUAUGAAGUGAAGGUAAGUGGGGUUGAAAUAUCACCUAGUCCAGUCACUGGAGGUCACCCAGCUACCUUCAGCAUCUCUACGUCUACUGAAUUUUUGCUCUCCUUUAAAAGGGCCACGGGACAAAAGCCUCUGAGGAUAAUAUUUUACAGGGAUGGUGUCAGUGAUGGGCAAUUCUAUCAUGUUCUACUGUAUGAACUUGAUGCCAUUAGAAAGGCAUGUGCGUCACUGGAACCGGGCUAUCAACCCCCGGUUACAUUUGUUGUGGUCCAAAAGUGUAAUCAUACUAGAUUAUUUCCAAACAAUCACAACGACAAGAGAAUUACUGACAAGAGUGGGAAUAUCUUACCCGGCACAGUGGUAGAUACUAAAAUAUGUCACCCAACGGAUUUUGAUUUCUUUCUAUGCAGUCAUGCUGGUAUUCAGGGAACCAGCAGACCUGCUCAUUACCAUGUUCUCUGGGACGAUAACAAAUUCUCAGCUGAUGAGAUACAAUCUCUAACGAACAAUCUCUAUUAUACGUUGGUUUUUUACUCACGAUCUGUACACCAAAACCAAUUUGACUGACAUAUUAAAUGCACUUUUCUCAUCACUUGCUACGCCUUGGCCAUGAUUGUUGGGACGUUGCUCGAUACUACACUAGAAGCAAGGGAAACGCUAGAAGAUUCUGGACAGCAACUAUUUUUUUUUUAUUUUUUUUUUGUUGGGUGUCAAGAGAAACCGUUAGAUGAAAUACAUUGUUGUAGAUAUUUCAAGCUUUUGUAUUUUAAGAUUUAUGAAGGUACUGCCUUUAUGUAUUUAGUCUUAUUGAUUUGAUGUGGUUCUAUUUAAUAGGUUUAAUUUUACUA
Spinacia oleracea (spinach) is the source of this 1173-nucleotide messenger RNA. Its product is annotated as protein argonaute 10-like. The record is from RefSeq and is a predicted model, not a curated record. The transcript is spliced from 8 exons. Gene Ontology annotation, molecular function: nucleic acid binding. Lineage: Eukaryota; Viridiplantae; Streptophyta; Magnoliopsida; Caryophyllales; Amaranthaceae. Bases 188 to 892 code for a protein of 234 amino acids.